AGCUGCUUAGCAUUUUCACCAGAUGGAAAGUAUUUGGCAGUUGGAGAAGUAAAAUAUAAUGAAUGAAAUACGACAAGGGGAGGGAUGCUAAAUGUACAGUAUAGAUGGGACAUCAACCACGUAUAUUCAUUUGGGAUGUGAAAGAAAAGACAAUCUUUAGAGAAUUUAAGGCACACAAGUUUGGUGUCCUCUCAUUGUCAUUUUCUCCAAACAUGAGAUAUUUAGUAUCAGUCGGAUUCCAACACGAUGGAUACCUUUAUGUUUGGGAUUGGAAAAAGGGAAUAAAGUUGGCAGGGAAUAAAGUGACGAGUCGAGUGAACGCAAUUUCUUUUUCCAAAGAUGGAUCUUUCUUUGUUACUGCAGGCCUGAGGCAUGUCAAAUUCUGGUACUUGGAUAGUCGAGGCAGAAUGCCUAAAAAAGGCGUGGGUCGAGAAAUGCAAGUGUUGGAUGGAAGAUCAGGACUGCUGGGUGUCUUACGAGAUGCAAACUUUGUUGAUGUCGCUUGUGAUCAUAGCUCGGGUUACACUUAUUUUGUCACGGACUCUGGCAUUUUGUGUAUCUUUAAGGAGGGAAGAGUGAUUGAUAAAUGGGUUAAUCUUCAAGUCAAGAGUGCCUUUUCGAUUGCUGUAUCUUCCAUCUAUGUCAUCUGUACUUGCUCAGAAGGAAUUAUAAGACUAUUUGAGCCCGUGACACUAAAAUACUUGGGUAUUUUACCCAAGCCACACCCCUUAGGUGUUGACAUUAGUGCCAUCACCUCUCCUGACAUGAUAAGAUCCACGGACGAUACCAAUGUGUAUCCUGAUGCGGUAGCUAUUGUCUAUGAUGAUGCAGCACAAAGAAUCACAACAGUCUAUUCGGAUCGUAGUCUGUAUAUAUGGGAUAUUCAUGAUUUACAAAAGAUUGGGAAAUAUCGUAGCUUUAUCUUUCACAGUGAUUGUGUUUGGGGAGUUGAGCCGUGCCCCACUAUAGAAUCUGAAGGCUCAAUUAUACCCGCUAAUUCAUUUGCUACAUUCUCGGGUGAUGGCACCAUCCGAAUUUGGAACCUUGAUCAUCCUGUGCAUCCUUCAUCUUCAUCACCGCUUACACCACCUCAACUAUCUCCGCCCUUGAUGACACCUAGCAGUAGCACUAUGGUCAGUGCUCAACGACGAAACAUAUAUUCCCGCGAACUUGUCAAAAUGCUCUAUGUAGAUCCUGAUGCAGCCGAGUUUAUGAAACAAUCUAAACAUUCAGAUUAUGCAGAAGAUCAAUAUCCUGAUUUUGGUAUUCGUUCACUCAAAAUGAGUAGCGAUGGAAAGUGGAUGGCCAGUGGUGAUCGAAGUGGUAACCUUCGCUUACACUGCAUGAAAACAUGGGAUUUGCUUGGUUACCAGGAAGCUCAUGACUCGGAAAUUCUUUCAAUUGAUCUGACGACAGGACAAGAUGAUACUCCUCGUCUAGUAGCUACUGCCAGUCGAGAUCGUCUGCUUCACAUCUUUGAUUUGCGAUCCAACUGCCAAUUAGUUCAGAGUCUAGAUGAUCAUUCGUCUUCAAUUACCGCUGUCAAGUUUUCCAAGGAUUCCAGCAAGUUAAUCAGCUGCAGCGCAGACAAGGGUAUUAUCUUUCGCCAGCGACAACACCCAGUCACGCCCUUUCAUGAUACAUCUACACCUCGUCCUUACAUAACCUACCAUAAUCACUCAGGCCGAGGUACUGUCUUUGAUAUGGCUCUGGAUGUGACCGGUCGAUAUAUCGCUACAGUGACAGGUGAAAGGAAGUUGUACGUAUUUAGUGUCGAUUCUGGCAAACCCUUCCGUGUGUGCAAACCUGAAAUGUCAGAUGAGGUCGGUAAAGAUAACUCGGGUGGUAGCUUGAUCAACAUAGACUUGGAUCCGUUCUCAGGUACCUAUGCGGUAACCAGUGGAUCUGACAAGUACGUACGUCUGUUUGACUUGACCAACAGCACCUGUAUCGAAAAAGUCGGCGCUCAUGCAGAACUCAUCACAUCUGUCAAAUUUCUGAGAACGAAUACCGAAGAAAAUGGAUUGAGAGUUAUUAGUACCUGUUCUGAUGGCACAGUGUUUGUUUGGAAAGUAAGUCCAGAAGUGGUGGCCAAGAUGUGUGCACGUGGUGGUAUACGGUUAAAGACAGAAGAGAAGCAAGUCAUGUUUAACUUGCCCAAACAACCAGCCAUUGCUGGACAACAACAGCAACAACAGCAGCAGAGACUACGACGCGUAUCCACAGCUACGGCAAUACGGCCAACAGCAAGCAUCUCACAAAUGAUCCGACAGAAUGAACGAAAGACGUUUUCUACCAUGUCCACAGCCGAACACAAGUAUGACGAAAUGUAUAAACGAAUUGAAGCUAGUCGACGUAAUCGUAACAAUAACAACGACGAGCCAAUCGAAGAAAAGAUAGCACCUAACAAAAAGACAUUGGCAGAUAAGGUGAAUAAGCCUCCUCUUGAAAAGAGUGGGCGCUUAGAAAGACUACUGAAUGGAUAUCCUACAGCACAAAAGCGCUUGACCACACGUCCUCAGGCGCCUGUUAAUAAUAAGUUAGUGCUCAAUAUGGCCAACGCGCGCCGCUCUCAGCCAGGAAGAAAUAAUGCUAUUCUGGAAAGAGAAAUGUCCCCUCCUCAGAUGAUGCGCAAGACUUCACCUGUGCUCAUGAAGCGGAAGAGUCAGCCUGCUCUCAGUGCUGAGACGAAUACAGCUACCAAUGGACAAAGAAGAGCAAGUGAUAGUAUGUCACCUCCACGUCACAAAGCUGCGUCGCCAGUAGACAAUCGAGUUGAAGACGAAGAAGAAAUAUAUGAUGAUGCUGUUGAAGAGUUCCAUGAAGAAGAAGAAGAGGACGAUGACGAUGAAGCUGAAGAAGAGGAAGAGAUUAUAUUUACACCCGAACAAGAAAAAACAAGUGGACCCUUUGAAGUUUCUACUCAUCUUGAUACCCCACCACUUGUUCAUACCGACGAAGAAGAAGACGAUGGCCAGAGCACUCCAUCUCAUGAAGACGAAGAAGAAAACAGUGAAAGCAGUGUAGACGAUGACGCUAUUCUUCGAGACAUCGCAUCGAUUGAGCCACCACGUGUAUCCGCAUCCGUUAGUCGUUCGAAGAGCAUCAAACGACAAAGCAUCACAGCCAAAUUUUUAUCAUCAUUGACAAACAACGGACCUGAUCAUACCAAUCAAAGACCGUCUAUUCACCACGUUCUGGAUACCUUUAAAGAACAUGAAAAGACUUUGCAAAAGGAGCAGGAUCCAAAAAUAGAAAGCGCACUAGCAGACUUGGAUGGAAUUGAGAUUUUAUUAGAUAGCGUUUUAGAUACAUUAGUGAAUACAAUCAAAACUUCUGACAAUGAAAAAUCAAUUGAAACUAUAGAAACCAAGUUGAUUCAAAUUGCUGACAAGGUUCAGAGCAAAGUACCCAAGAAAAAAGACGUGGAACAAGAAACAGAUACAGAGACAGCAAAGUUAUUGGAAAGAUACUCUAAUUUAUUAUUAAACAUGGUUGAAAGCAAAUUGAAAAAAUCCAUCAAUUAAUCUGUAAAUAAAAACUAUAUAAUCCAGAAAUUUCGGAAUGAUCAACAUUGUUACACCAUUUUUUGCUUUAGCUUUGUAUCACCAUGGCAACAGCCAUGACAUUAUGCAGAGUGUUUCUCAGAUAACAAUCCUUGCUUGUCGUCAGGAUGCUUAAUAUCUGAAGUAGAUGUAGGAAGUAUGUUGAUGGCUGUCUUUUGCUUUUGAGAUAACUCCUCGUAUCUAAAUUUAUAUUAAUCACAUGCCAAAAAUAAAG
Molecule: messenger RNA, 3780 nt
Organism: Rhizopus microsporus ATCC 52813
Lineage: Eukaryota; Fungi; Mucoromycota; Mucoromycetes; Mucorales; Rhizopodaceae
Product: WD40 repeat-like protein
Exons: 9
Coding region: 105-3527 (1140 amino acids)
Biological process (GO): regulation of mitotic cell cycle; mitotic spindle organization
Cellular component (GO): mitotic spindle
Molecular function (GO): protein binding
Source: RefSeq, a predicted model, not a curated record